Molecule: messenger RNA, 2904 nt
Organism: Galleria mellonella (greater wax moth)
Lineage: Eukaryota; Metazoa; Arthropoda; Insecta; Lepidoptera; Pyralidae
Gene: centrocortin
Product: cerebellar degeneration-related protein 2-like
Exons: 6
Coding region: 312-2663 (783 amino acids)
Source: RefSeq, a predicted model, not a curated record
GCGAGGCUACACUGGCGGCGGACUCGCGAAGUUGCGACACACGGCUCCUCUUUCCGUGGCUGUGUCGCAUAAUUGAUUGUCCAUUCGAUACUGACAUUGAACGGACGACGUACGGCGGCCGACCGGUUGAUUACAGCCAGUUAUUAGCUUACGACUACUGUGGUAACGCGUUUCCUUACCAUCGUGUGAAAUUAGCGGCAUCAGCUGAGUACCUACCCACGGGCGCGCGUGAUGCUGGAACCCUUUGAUAUCUGUGACGUUGUGGUCUAAGUGAUGUGUCAUUGUUUGCAUUGUGCUUGUGGCAUAUAACUAUGGAUGUGGCAAAAGAAAAGUCUGGAUUGGAGGAGUUUGAAGAGGAUGAUUUGACGUCGCGUCGUUGUAUGCUGGAUGAUUUGCAGCUAGCAGCGGAACUCGGGAAAACUCUAUUAGAAAGGAACAAGGAACUCGAAACAGCGCUACGUCAGCAUCAGAAUGUUAUCGAAGAUCAAACACAAGAAAUCGAGUACCUGACAAAACAAACUGUCGCGUUGCGCGAAGUAAACGACUCAAGACUGAGAAUUUAUGAGCAGCUGGAAGUGAGCAUCCAAGAUUUGGAGCGCGCGAAUCACAGGCUAGCCGUCGAUCAUGCAGCUGACAAGAAACACAUUAAAUCUUUAUGCGCCAAUAUUGAAACUUUGGAGAGUAAAUGUGAAGAUCUUCAGAAGAUUAUCGAUGACCUCAAUGUCCAAUUAGAAAUAGCCCGGCGAAGGGCAGAGCGAAAAACAGAAAGCUAUGAGAAACCCAAAGACAGUGAACAAAAACGGGAACCAGUCACGCCCAAUUCCAAGAAAGUUGAAGUGACCAGUACGCCGCUGAAGACAAUAACACCUCUCCCAGAACUGACUAAAGAGGACGAGGAUUUACUUAGGCUAAGCGAUGAACUUAGAGAAAGCAAAGUCUCUUUCGCCCAAGAGCAAAGAAGAGUAACAGAACUUGAAGAGCAGUUGGCGUCUAUGGUUCAAGAAAACAAUAGAUUGCAAGAUCAGCUGAGGAAUUGGCAUCAAAGAGAAGAUGAACCCAAGUCGAUGCAAGAAGAGUUCUCCAUAUUAGAAGAAGUCAGACAAGGCCAGCUCUGCAUCAAAUGCCUAAGAGGUGUUGAGCGCGAUGACAUGUCUUCUAUGCUCGACGGCGACGACGAUGACAGAAGUGCUAUCAGCUCACUGGUCCUCACUCCAUCUGGUCAAGACAGCCCCAGGGACGACAUCGUUACGAACAAACUUGUCAAAUUUGACAAUGCUAAGGAAAAGUUACUCCAAGGCAUAUGGGCCAAUAAGGAAGACGGCCAUGAUAAUCCAUAUAGAGAGCUUGUUCAGAAGUAUGAAGCUCUGUUGGAAGUUCAGCUGUCACAAGUAAAAAAUAUAAGGAAGAACAAACAGAAUACAUUACCUAAUGUGCAUACUCAAUCUGGGUCACUGUCACUACAAGACGAACUACAGACUUCUGGAGAAUAUAGCCAAUUCAAUGUCAAAGAUACUGAUGAAGAAAGUGGACAUGGUGAAGAAGCACAAAAAGACAAUAAACAACAGAAAAAAGUUGAAACGACAUCUCGCAAAAAAAUUAUACAAACACCCGAUUUCUCGGAAGCAGAAACAUCCAGCUCCGGGUUUUCGGAUGAAACAAGCAACAAAGCAACACAAACGGAACGCGAACGUCCAGGCUCUUUUCUCUGCACUAUUGCUGAUGGCGAAGACUAUAGAUUCAGCAUCUACGAUGAUGUCAGCCCAAUGGACAGCCGUUUCCGUAAUAGACCGGAAUAUCGUGAACUUUUCAAAGAAAUCUUCACGAUCCUAAAGAAAGCUGCAGAGAAUAAGGAUGAGGGCGAGCAACUGCCACUCCUUGAUGAUACAACAGCUGGGAAGGUACCACCCGUUACACCAGCGACGGAAGAGCCACCUGGUAACUUUACUGACGAUACCCAAAGUGUCUUGUCGUCUGUCAUGUCUGAACAAUCGAUUCCAGUAUCUGAUAUUACCGCUCCAGAAACACCAACACUGAAAGAAGACAAAGAAGAGAAGCCUAUUACAGAACCAGUCACAAAACCAGACAUUGUCAAAAAUAAUAACAAACAAGACAAAUUAGAAAUAAAACCAAUCGUAGAACAAAGUACGCUCGAAGAUAUCAAAGAAAAAGAAGUGGAAAAGGAGAAAGAAAAGAAACAGGAGAAAGAACGUGUAUUGACACCGUUGGUGCGUCAACCUCUGGAGUACAUUGCGGCCACUAGAAAGAAGUCCAGACAUCGCAAUCGCAAACAUAGCCAGGAUCGUCAAGGAGCAGACUCUCCAGUGUUCCCGUCUCCACCAAAAAUCACUUACCAGAAAUCAUCAAGCAAAAAACGACGAGAUUAUAGGCCGAUCGAAGUGAGCCCCCUUGUGAAAGCAACUGAAAGUGAAUGGAACGGAUCCACAAUGCAAUUCUACAAUAGGAAUAUAAACUCGCCCACGCCCAGCGUAAGCGGUAGAACCGGUAAAAUAUAUCAAGGCUGGAACCCUGAGACGGACUCCUGGGAUAUCAAACAGAGCACGGCCUCGCAGGAGAUACAUAAAUUGAGAAAAUUAGAACUUUCCUACGCGGAAGUAUUGAGAAACGCCGACAAAACUAAAACAAGGCGCAAGAAGCAUCAAUAAUUUUUUUUAAUUAUUCGACCCCCUCUUGCUUAUUAGUAAGAGCUGAGUGAUUCAACCGCCAUUUGUCUUUGCCAACUGGACAUAAGUAAUUUAGUUUAGAAGUAUUUGUGAUCUGCUAGCGUUACUUUUUAAUUUGUAACUAAUAUAUUCACAAUUAUAAAUUGCCAUAAUAAUUUGGUAUAGUUGAUAUACAUAUACCGCAUAAUUCCUAUGUAUGUACACAUUCAAAUAGUCCAAACAU